AAAACAAAAACAAACAAACAAAAAAGGCAACAGGGGGUCUAUUCUGAAGGUAGGGGGUAUUUCAAUUGAUCACACUUUGCUCUCUUCUCACUACUAAACUUGACCAGACUUUUAAAAAAGUAAUAAUAAUAACAACAGAUGCAGCAAAGUUAAGAUUAUGCCAGGAGCCUGGUAGCCUGCUGUCUGGGGGAGAAACCACACUUUAGAAAAGGGGAGUUUUGUUAAAUCCUGUUACCCUUAACUGUAAAUGCCUACCUUUAUUUAAUAAUCUAUUCCUCUCUUGUGUUUUGAUCGCUUUCUAAGUCCUUCACUGACAGGCAGUAUCAAAGUUCCUGUCGUCACUCCUAGGGUCACACUGAAACAGACUACUGUGGAAUUGCAACCUCUGCAAAUAGUUGAAGACCUAGAGAAUAAAGACCCCCAUGCUGUAGAACGGCAGUGCGGGCGUCUCUCAGGGAGGGUGAGAUUCUGAAAUCCCUGAAUUCCAUCUCCAGUACCAAGGUGAUGGGGAGUAAAAUAAAGAGUUAUAAGGCGCUGGAGAGAUGGCUCAGUGGUUAGGAACAUUUGCUGCUCUUGUCAAAUGAUCUGGAUUCCCAAAACUCUCAUGGCUAACAACCUUUGGUAACUCUAAUUCCAGGAUAUCUGAUGCCCUCUUCUGGCCUCUGUGUGCACUGCACACAUUGUGUAUUAGAGAUGUUACUCCCACUCACUCCAUCCCACCCCACCUGCCACCCCCAUAGUGAGAUACUCUCACUAUGUGACUCUGGCUGUCUUGGAACUCACCAUGUACACUAGGCUGAACUUGAAUCCACAGAGAUCCGCCUGCCUCUGCCUCCGGAGUUCUGGGAUUACAGCCUCUGGCAGCUCCAGUGCAAUGAGGAAGGCGAACCACCGAGAUGCCUCUUAGUCCUCCACGGUGCUUAGAGAGACCUUGGGAAUACAAGUCCUGUCCGCGGGGGAUAAAGACGCACUUCCGGCUGGGUUUGUUUUUCUCACUUUCAUCAGCUAAAGUGAGACUUAAUGGCCAUGGUUGCGGGUGUGUUGUGUCGGUAGGGGCCAUUUCGGGGCCUCGUUUGUGAAAGAGAGUGGAAGUACGCCCCGUUUUGCCCUUCUAGAAACAAGUUCGAGCUGGACGGUCCAGAGAUUCCAAUGGCUGCGGGUGUCGGGGUCGCCGCGCCACCGCUCGGUGCCGGGCUUUGUACGGUGAAAGUGGAGGAGGACUCACCCGGAAAUCAGAAGCCCUCGGGACCCGAGGAUUGGCAGAACCCCGAAACUUCUCGACAACAGUUCAGGCAGUUGCGCUACCAGGAAGUGGCGGGCCCCGAAGAAGCGCUGAGCCGACUCUGGGAGCUCUGUCGGCGGUGGCUGAGGCCAGAGCUGCGCUCCAAGGAGCAGAUCCUGGAGCUGCUGGUGCUGGAGCAGUUCCUCACCAUCCUGCCGCAGGAGCUCCAGGCCUGCGUGCGGGACCUCUGCCCUGAGAGCGGGGAGGAGGCUGCGGCUUUGGUGCGGACUAUACAAAGAGUUCUGGACCGGGCCUCCCCACAGUUCAGUGCGUCAGCUUCUCGAGGGUUGGCCUUCCCUCCACAGUCAAACCUGUCUGGAAAUGCUGCACAGGGCCUUGUGACUUUCAAGGAUGUGGCCGACUCCCUGACCUGGGAAGAGUGGGAGCAGCUGGCCGCAGCUCGGAAGAGUUUCUGCAGAGAGAGCAUGAAGGACCCUGAUGGCACAGUUCUGCCCGGCUUGGAAACCAGAGCUUCAAGCGCAGACUGGAUUCCAAAGCAAGAAACUUUAAAGGAAGCAGAAUCCCAGGCAUGGGUACAAGAAGUGUCCCAGGGAAAGGUCCCACUAUUUACCAAGUGUGAUGAUACUGUUGAGGACUGGGAAGAAAAGCUGCCAAAAGACACUGUAUUGUUGCAGCUCCAGCGUUCUCCUGAAGAGCAAGGAUGCGCUGCCAUCCCUCAUCUAAUCGGUGUGUCCAAGGAAGGAGUUUCUGAGAGUAAUGAAUUUGGGAACAGUGCCAGCUUUGGCCUUGGUCAGCACAUCCAGACAGCAAAGAAUCUCAGUGCCACUGGUGCAUAUGGGAAUGACCACAAACAAGGUUUCCAUGUGAAAUGCCAUACAGCGAAACCUCACAACUCUGUUGACAGUAGUUUGGGGCUCCAUGAGGACAAACCCUACAAAUGUGACAGCUGUGAGAAGAGGUUCAGACAGCGCUCAGACCUCUUUAAACACCAGAGGACCCACACAGGUGAGAAGCCCUAUCAGUGCCAAGCAUGUGGGAAAAGCUUCAGCCAGAGUGCUGCCCUUGUUAAACACCAGCGGACACACACAGGUGAGAGGCCGUAUGCGUGCCCAGAGUGUGGGGAAUGCUUCAGGCAGAGCUCGCACCUCAGUCGGCAUCAGAGGACCCAUGCCAGCGAGAAGUACUGUAAAUGUGAGGAGUGCGGGGAGGUCUUUCAUAUCUCUAGCCUUUGUAGACAUCAGAGACUCCAUAAAGGGGAGAGACCAUACAAAUGUCAGGACUGCCAGAAGAGCUUCAAACAGCGCUCAGACCUCUUUAAGCAUCAGAGAAUCCACACAGGAGAGAAGCCCUAUGUGUGUUUUGUCUGUGGGAAAAGCUUCAGUCAGAGUGCAACCCUCAUUAAACACCAGAGAACUCACACAGGAGAAAAACCUUAUACAUGUCUUCAGUGUGGUGAAAGAUUUAGACAGAGUACACACCUUGUCCGACACCAGAGAAUCCACCGAACCAUAGUCUCCUAGCUUUCAUGUGUUCCUGUGUGACUUGUGGGUGUUUUUGCUGUUGCUGCUAUUUUUGAGAAAAGGUCUCACUGUGCAGCCCUGACUGACCUGGAAGAAGCUAUAUAAAGCAGGCUGGCCUCAAAUGUGGAGACCAACCUGCCUCCGCCUUCAUCUCCUGAGUGCUGAGAUUAAAGGUGUGUACCACCAUGCCCAGCA
Myodes glareolus (Bank vole) is the source of this 2958-nucleotide messenger RNA. It is a transcript of the gene Znf394, whose product is annotated as zinc finger protein 394. Gene Ontology annotation, molecular function: RNA polymerase II cis-regulatory region sequence-specific DNA binding; DNA-binding transcription factor activity, RNA polymerase II-specific. The record is from RefSeq and is a predicted model, not a curated record. NCBI's taxonomy places the organism in Eukaryota, Metazoa, Chordata, Mammalia, Rodentia, Cricetidae. Gene Ontology annotation, biological process: regulation of transcription by RNA polymerase II.